Molecule: messenger RNA, 771 nt
Organism: Penicillium olsonii
Lineage: Eukaryota; Fungi; Ascomycota; Eurotiomycetes; Eurotiales; Aspergillaceae
Source: the annotation of a GenBank genome assembly
AUGAUUUUCAGAUUCCAGUUGCUCUUCUUGAGCCUUCUCGGACUCGGAGUGUAUUCCGCUCCUCUAUCGGAACGAAACGAGGCACAAAUCACCAAGAGAGGCGCCAAAUUGAAUGAGUUUUUGAAUGUUCUUCUUGAACACCUCCCUGUGGUCAGCGAGUCCCUCAAUCAGGGUACAGCUCUUAUCACCAACCUCAGCAAACUUCUUGGCACAUUGACAGGCGCUCAAGAUACCUAUAAUGAGGCCGGAGGCUCCUGUAAGGAGUGGACCGUGGUGUUUGCGCGUGGCACAUCCGAGCCAGGAAAUGUCGGAAUACUCGUCGGGCCUCCGCUCUUUGAUGCUUUACUAGACAAGUUCGGGGACUCCGCAGUUGCAAUUCAGGGCGUCAAUAAUUAUGCGGCAUCUGUCCAAGGGUAUUUGGCUGGUGGUGAUGCCGCUGGAAGCACUGAAAUGGCGCGACAGAUCGAAGCCGUAAAAUCAAAAUGUCCGAAUACCAAGGUUAUUGCUUCCGGAUACUCCCAAGGCUGUCAAAUUGUGCACAACGCGGUUUCCAAGCUCCAGGCUACAACUGCUAGCUGGAUCAGCAGUGUAUUGCUAUUCGGAGACCCUAAAAAGGCACAAGCUCUUCCAAAUGUCCCUACAUCAAAGGUAUACACGGCAUGCCAUGCCGGAGACGACAUCUGCAAAAAUGGAAUAUUGAUUGGCCCUGCCCAUUUGACGUACGCGUUGAAUGUCGAAGAUGCCGCCAACUUCGCAGCCAAUGCGGCCUAG